AUGGCUGAGCUCGCGUCAGGCGCCGUGAGCUCGCUGCUGGGCCUCCUCCGGAACGAGGCACUGCUGCUGAGCAACGUCGGGAGCGACAUGGAGUUCAUCAAGGAGGAGAUGGAGAGCAUGCAGAGCUUCCUGGAGCACCUAGCCAGGACGGCUCGUCCCGCCGGCGGGCACGACGAGCAGGUGCGCACAUGGAUGAAGCAGGUCCGUGACCUCGCCCGCGACUGCAGCAACUUCAUCGAGCUCCACCUCCACCACCGGUGCGGUGACCACGCGGUAUACUGUGCCAGGGGCCAGCUCUGGCGCUACCUCCGGUGGGCUGAAUGGCUGCUGGUGCACAAGAUGGUUGCCCACCACAGCGCGGCCACCCGGCUGCGUGAGCUCAAGCAGCGGGCGCGCGAUGUCGGCAAGAGGCGGUUGCGGUACGGUGUGGAGAUCCCACGGAAAGACGCGGGAGGGCCUGCCGAGGCAGCAGCAUCUAUGCUGCCGCUGUCGUCGUGGUCGCCUCGUGCUACUGCGGCGCUUGCGGCCGCAGAAGAGGAGGAUGAUGACGACGAGGAAGAGGAUAAAGCGGCGGAAGUAGCAGCGACCGACGGUUACGAUCCCCAUCCAAGAGCCCUACUAGAAGAACCUCGUCCUCAGGUGGAGGACUACUGCGCUGAGAAGCUGGCAAGCUGGCUAGAGUUGCAAUCCAAGAACAACGAGGUGGUGGCAAUAGCAUCCACUGCCAUUGUUGCGCCGGAUGAUGCCGAGAACGCCGGCAUCAUCGCACGUGAGUCUUUGAAUUUGGCCACCAGCCAUUUCACGUGCAAGGUCUGGAUCAAUCUUCCGGAUUUGCACCUCCCAUGGGAUCUGCCGCUUAAACCAUCAGAGAUUCUCGCCUACAUCCUGCGAGAAUGUGAGAUCCAGGAGCGGCAGCAGCAGGAAAAGGAUAAAUGUAAGCAGCAGCAGCAGCAGCAGCAGCAGGAAGCUUACCGCUACAAACGAGAUCUCGAUAACAAAAUCGGGGAUAUGAUUAGUUAUGAAGAUAUCGAUGCCAAGAUUGAAAAUAUCAGGAAUAAGAUUGGAGGAGUCGACAGCAGCAUAUUCAAAGGAUCAUCCAAGAACUUGAUGACGAGCAUGGCAGAUAAACGUUUAAGCGUACUGCUCCAUGUACUGCGGCUUUUGCAGGAAGCGGUUGACACGGGUUUGCCUCCAUCCUGGGAUGAGGCCAUGUCGGAAACUGCCUUCAGGCUGAAAACUCACAUGGAACAAGAAGCCGAGACUAAGGCAACUAGUACUACGGAACAAGAAGUCAAGGAUAAGCCAACUAGCAAUACGGAACAAGAAGUCAAGGCUAAGCCCCAGAUAUGUCUCGAGGUUACCCAAUAUAAGGAUAUCCUGAAGAAGGUGUUCCGGGAGAGCAACAACCCCCAACCACAGGCCAAGGAAGCCUCCACCUCAACCAGCUCGACUGCGACUACACUGGGCGAGGAUCACAUCAAAGAAAUAAUCCACAACCACAGGAUUACACUGGACAUCAUCUGUAAACUUCUUCCCAAGCAGCAGCAGCAGCAACUAGAAGGCAACUCUGGCACAGGCAGCAUCCAGCAGCAGGAGCAGGAGCAGGAUGGCCAUGAUCAAGUCGCCAAUAGUACUGCUGCUGCUGCUGCUGAAGCUGUAAUCAAACAAACCAGGGAGAAAAUGAAGGAUAUCUCUGCGGAGGCUGCUAAGGCUAGUGGUGCUGUCGCUAUUGCUAUCAAUGAAACCAAGAUAAAGCUAUCUGAUAUCAAGUGGGAGAUUACAGAUCAGCUGAGUAAUAAAGGGGUAGUGGACAAGAUUAACAAGCACCUGAAGGAUAAGAAGACUCUGAUUAUCCUCCAAGAUGAUGAAGACUUUGUGUCCCAUUGGGAGGAGACCAGAUAUGCUUUGAAUCUAUUAGGCUGCGCUGCCGGCAGCGCAGUGAUUGUGUCCACAAAGAAUAGCCAGAAGGCCAAAGAAUUUUGCAAUCCACCUGGGGAGCCAGUAACCUGUUCUCUCGUUGGCCUCUACUAUGAUAUUGUGCUCCAGCUUACACAGCAACAGGUGAACAAUGGAAAUGACAGCUACAACCCUCAGAUCCUCCGUGACAUCUUGGAGAGUUGUCGUCAUGAAUUCUGCAUGAAGAUCUUCGCGCACGCUCUUUAUGCUAAUCCCAACAGGAGCUACCAGGAACUGCGCAAGUUGCAUCAAGACCUGGUUCCCCAAAAGACAUUGGACAAUAAAGCUAAGAAGAUGAUCAAGUUCUCCUACAAAGAACUGCCCAGAGAAUACAAGACUUGCUUGCUGUACCUUGCUAUCUUCCCUCAAGGCCACAACAUCAGGCGGUCGACCCUAAUAGGACGGUGGGUCACCGAAGGGCUGAUAACUAAACAAGACUGGCGCACUACUGUGCGUUAUGCUGAGCGAUGUUUUGAGGCUCUCAUCAAACGGGGACUUGUUUGGCCUUGUGAUAUUGGAACUGCAGGAAAGGUCAAGAGCUGCAUUGUAGGUGAUCAAGUCCAUGGGUUUAUCAGCAAGAUUGCAAAUAAAGAGCACAUUUUGGAUGCACGCCUGUCAGAUCAAUGGGCUCGCCACUUCUCCAUCUUCAGUGGCCUCCGACUCCGUGCCUCUGACAGCAUUGACAAGUUUGUGCGCCAGCUCCCCAAUUAUUUACCACAAUUGCCAUUGCUCAAGGUGCUAGACCUGGAAGGCGUCAAGUGUUUUGAAAAGAAUCAGUACCUCAAGGACAUAUGCAACAAGAUAUUACUUCUCAAGUAUUUGAGCCUUAGAGGAACAAAUGUUACCAAACUGCCCAUUGAAAUCAACAACCUCCAUGAGCUUGAGGUCUUGGAUAUCCGGCAGACAAUGGUGCCUGAGAAGGCCACAAGAAAUGUCCUGCUCCUGAAGCUGAGGCGCUUGCUGGCAGAUCGUGAUGAUUCAAGUUCAGGAAUGUGUGCCAAGUCAUGCUCCGCUGUCCAGAUUCCCAGCCAAAUCAAUAGGAUGGAAAAUUUGGAGGUACUGUCAACUGUCAAGGCAACAGGGGAUGGCAGUGACUUGAGAGAAAUAAGAAAACUAUGGCAACUGAGGAAGCUCGGUGUGGUUAUCCAAGACAACUACAAUCACCUCACGAGGUUGUUUCAAGCUAUUAGUGACCUUCAUGAGUGCCUUUUGUCUCUUUCAGUCACUAUAUCACCCAUCACCAAAACUAAGAAAGUACCCUCUAGAGAAGAGAAACUGCUACAAGAUAUUAAGACUUGGCAAAAUAAAACUAGCAAGCUUGAGAGCCUAACCAUCAACGGAGUCACACUUACAGAAAAUGUGCAGCUUCUCAAAUCAUUGGCCAAAGGUUGCGACGAUCUUGCCAAGGUAACUCUAAGUGGCACCUUGUUGGAACAUGACAGCCUAACGGUUCUUGCUAUGCUUCCCAAAUUACGCUCUCUCAGGCUCCGAUCCAAUCCAUACAGUGAGACAAAACUCACCUUCAACAAAGAAGAAUUCCCACAACUCAAGUACUUUCUUGUUGAGGAUCCUGACAUGGCAGAUGGAAAAACAAGCAUGACUGGGACUGACAUCAAGUUCGAAGAUGGAGCAACUACUGAGCUCGAGAAGAUCGUCUUGUCCUUCACCAACAUAAGUUCUCUUUGUGGCAUCGACAACCUUCCUAAACUCAAAGAGCUCCAGUUAGAAGCCAACCAAUUUCUUCUUUCAUUUUGUCAUGACGAAGCAGCUCCUGAGCAACACACUGAGAGCAGAGAUGACGAGCAAAACACUCAAAGUGGAGCCCCCAAGAAAAACAGAGAGAGUGGAGCUCCUGGGCAUGACACCCAAGGCAGAGCCGCUGAGCAAAGCACCGAGAACAGAGCAGCUGCCGAGAAAGACACUCAAAGCACAGACCCUGAUGAGCAAAACACCGAUACAAGAGCUACUGAGCUAGGCACUCAGAGUAGAGUCCCUGAGCAAAACCCUGAGAGGAACAUAGUUCCUGAGCAAUACACGGAGAGCAGGUUCACCUUCAAGAAGGACAAAUUCCAACAUCUUGUGUGCUUUCACUUUACGGACUCCAAAAGGACCAACAUCAUCUUUGAAACUGGAGCAGCACCUGAGCUGAGGAAGAUCAUUCUGUCCUUGGAUGACAAAAGGUCCAAGCUUACUGGGGUCAAUGACCUUCCAAAACUGAAUGAGGUUGAGUUGAACGGUGACAAGUUCCUUCUCACGUUCUUUUCGAACGCCAGUCAUAUUACCAAGAUGACCCUUCGAGAUACUCAUCUGAAGCAAGAAGAUAUACAUGAACUUGGCAAGAAACAAAAAAGCCUACGCUGUCUAGUGCUAUCAGACAAUUCUUAUGAUGAAAGCCAGCUUACCUUCAACGAAUUCCCAAUGCUUGACCGUCUUAUUGUCAAGUGUCAUAACAUAAGCAGCAUCAGCUUCACCGACGAAACAGCUGCUCCUAAGCUAUUGAGGAUCGUUUGGUCCUUUAGCGAGAUGAAGUCUCUCGAUGGAAUCAGCAAUCUUCCGAAGUUGAAGGAGAUCGAGUGCAGUGGUGAACAUGUGCCUUAUCGGGUGAGGAAAGAAAUUACAGCACAUGAAGGGAAACCUGUUCUUACACACAAGAGGCCACUGCAACAAAGCCAAGCAACAGGAGAAGAGGGCAAUGAUACAGGAUGUCCACUGAUCUCCUGCUUUUGA
Messenger RNA from Miscanthus lutarioriparius, 4683 nucleotides. Lineage: Eukaryota; Viridiplantae; Streptophyta; Magnoliopsida; Poales; Poaceae. The record is from the annotation of a GenBank genome assembly.